AAUCUAUGAUGCAACAUUAAAAUAAUUAGAGGGGGAAGGAGGGGUGGUUGUGACAGAGGAAGUGAUGGUGUCAUGGACAGGCGCUGAAGUACCUGUAUCAUAACGGAUCCUGAGGAAGAACACAUGAAGAUUGUGCUUGAGACGAGACGAGAGGAGCAGCGCUUACAAGCCAUGUCCACCUCCGACAGUCCUCCGUCCUCCAUCUGUAUGUUUGCUCUCCAUCAUCAACCCUCCAGCUCUCAGGUGGACUCCAGCAGCAUGAGCGGUCAGAUGUCUCAGGUGGACACGGGUCUGUACGGUCAGCCCAUGACGUUUCCCAAGACGCCAGACGGCCGGAGCAUGGAGCAGAUGAUGGGCUUCGUGCCGUACUCCUCGUGUCUGACCCCCAGCAGCACUGAUCGAGCAGCGCAGCAGAACCAGCAGGAUUUUUCGCAGUUUGUUCUGCCGCCCCCAGCGUCCACCCUGCAGCCGGCUGGACAGAAGCGAGGCCUGAGCAAAGACAGCGUGGAAUACCGUCUGCGCAGAGAACGCAACAAUGUCGCGGUGAGGAAGAGUCGCGAUAAAGCGCGGCGGCGGAUCCAGUUGACCCAGCAGAGGGCGCUGCAGCUCCAGGACGAGAACCACAGCCUGCAGCUGCACAUCCAGCGCCUGUCGCACGAGGUGGAGUCACUCAGACACUAUCUGUCACAGCGCCACCUACAGGCCAGACAGCAGGACACCGCCAGAGAUGACCUCUGCUGAGACUGAAGGAUCAUUCUGGAUUCGCGUUGUGAUUUUCAUACAGUUUCAGUCGAUGGGAUAGGUAAAUAUAAUUUCUCAAAGUGAACAUGGGAAAUAAUCCACUACUUUUAAAAGUAAUGCAUUACGAUAUUGCAUUACUUCCUAAAAAAAGUAAUUACGUUAGUUACUUUUUAUUGAAAGUAAUGCGUUAUGUUACAUUUGCUCUACUUUUUAAAUCUGGGCUGGGCUUGCUUGUUUGCUUUUAAUAUAAAAAGUUCUAUUUUUGCCAAAUGUAAAAGCCCUUUAUGACCAAAAAAUACUCAGGAUGAAGGAAAUGUAAAUUCACGUCUGUACAGUAGAACGCAGAAUAAAAAAGUUCAAUGCUCUUCAGCAAUAAAAAAGAAGAAGAAAUGUUAGUUUAUCUUGUGUAAUUUUUGCUUAUUAGUAUUGGAUCAUCGAAGGUCAGCAGCAAAUUGGUUAAUAAAAUGGGAUUAAACACAUAAAGGAUAUUUGUAUUAUUUAACAUAUUUAAUUAUUGCAGCUUUGAGUCAUAUCCUGAGUUGCUUUUAACUGUUUUAUUAAUUUUGAGGAUUUUUUUUUUUUUUUUUU
Cyprinus carpio (common carp) is the source of this 1329-nucleotide messenger RNA. RefSeq lists its product as uncharacterized. Gene Ontology annotation, biological process: DNA-templated transcription; regulation of transcription by RNA polymerase II; myeloid cell differentiation. Gene Ontology annotation, molecular function: RNA polymerase II cis-regulatory region sequence-specific DNA binding; DNA-binding transcription factor activity, RNA polymerase II-specific. NCBI's taxonomy places the organism in Eukaryota, Metazoa, Chordata, Actinopteri, Cypriniformes, Cyprinidae. The record is from RefSeq and is a predicted model, not a curated record.